CGCCCGCUCGCCCGCCGCCGGGGAGCCGCGGCCGAGGCGCAUGGAGACAGCGGCCGCCGCCGCCGCGGGCUGGGUUAUUUUCUUCCAUCUCCCUCUCAUCUCUGGGAGCUCCAUCCGCAUUGGGAUAGGCAGCAACUCCAGCCUCUAUGAGCAGAGCAUUCUGCCAUGUAAGAAGGAAGAACUGCAGUGUGGCACCGGGCUCUGCCUCUCCAACUGGCUGCGCUGCCGCUACAGGAAGGACUGCGGCCGGGACUACAUGUCCAUCCAGCUGACGUGCUCCAAAGUUCACCUGAACCAGAGCAGUCCAACCAGUGAGCUCCCCAGCUACAGUGAGAAUGGCAGUGAUGCAAGUUUACUUGUUUCUCCACUUCUGGUGGCUGGAGUAGUGAUCGGACUUGUGCUGUUUCUGUCCUGUGUCACCAUCAUUGUUGGCAGCCUGAGGAAGGACGGACGGCUGAGACACCCACACCAGAGGAGAGACACUGCUUAUGCUCCAGAUGGCUUCUCUUAUGGCGGCUCUUUUGGAGAGCUGAGAUCCACCUGCAUGGAGGAGUUUCCCCCAGCUUUUGAUUUUGGUUCCUAUCUGGAUACACUUUCUCAGGUCAACAUCAUGUAUCCCGAUUCACCUCCACGCUAUGAUGAAUGCGUGGGGCCAGGAGCAACGCAGAUAUAUAUUCCCACAGAUGAUCCCCCCCCAUAUUCCCUUACAGACCCCUGCCAAAGAAAUGAAGUAUCUAUAAACAUCAGCCUGGAGGAGGAAGAAGCAGCAGCAGGGACUGCAGGGCAGGCAGCACACCACGCCACCAGGCUACAGGGCUGGCAGCAGCCCAUCCCAUCCAUCCCAUCCAUCUCUCUGUCGUCGCUCCCCACAGAGGCUGCUCCCCGGUACGAAGCCGUGGUGUGUGAGCACAACAUCCCCAUCCCACUGGUGCCAGUGGAAGUACUGAAAAACUCUCCCUCUGACUAUCAGACCAUUCUGAGCCAAAUCCUGUGAAUAAAAGGGGCUUUUUCCUUCCAUCUUUCUGAGGAACUCAGACUGAAAAAAGAACACGUUUAAAUGGAAGAAUAAAACCUCUUAAAGUUUUACCUAUUUUAUAUCUUUACUAAGGGAUGUAACGGGAUUGUUUUUUUAUUUUUUACAGUCAAUUUUGAAAGUUUACCUAAACUUCCCUCUUUGUGCUUCUAAGUGUUCCAUGGCAUCACGUAGCACAGAAUAGCAGCAGUGAGGAGCAGUACAUUGGCCUUCCUGGAGCAUCUCAGAUCUCACUGAUGUUGCCACUCUAUGUGUAUAUAUAUGUUAUCUAGUCAAGCUUACUCCUCGAUUUGAUGAUAAUCUGCAUGCUUUAGAGCAGAAGGAAGAAGUGCAUUUCUCGUCUCUGUAGGUGUCAGUAGUACACUUGAUCCAGUGUCUUGGCAACAAACCAUUUGUUAAAAAUUCUUUUUCUAAAUAUGUAUUUUCCCACAGACAGAAACAGAACGCAGCCCACAAAACAUCACUAUCAGCACCACACAGAAGCCAAAUAAAAAAGGAGGAAUCUUUUGAUACCCGUGGUUUUUUCCUCGGAUACCCCAGACCGUUCCAAAGCCUGAUCUAAGUCUCUCAUAAAGUCGGGAGCAAGUUGGAAGGUAGCAGCAGCUGCUCCAUAAAAUGGACUUCAGGUUAUUACCCCCACUAAGGAUGAGUAAAAAGGAGGAUAAGUAAAUAUAUAACUGUAUUUAACAGCGAGCAUCGUUCAAAUUAUUAAAACUAAAUCUCAAUUUUCUGUAACUAAUUUCCAACUGUACUCAUUACUCAGCACUCCAAAGAUCAAUGGAAAUAUAAUUAAUAUAUAGUUGGGAAGGAAUCAUUUGGUUCCUACUGCUCUGUAAAUCAUACCAUUGCUGAGUCAUACGCACGAUGGAAUCAGAUAAUUAGACAUAUUUUUAAGCAGCUAACAGUAAAUAUGCACUUGCUAAACAACAGAAAGCUGUUGCAGAUCUCUAAAGUUUUCAAUGUAUUACACCCAAAGCAACAAAAACUCAAGAUUUUGCAUUGCAAAGUAAGCUGGUGGGCACUGCAGAACUACAACUACAUCCAGUACUUGUAUCUUUAAUGGACAAAGCUAUUAUUCUGCAUGAAGCACCGGUGGAGACAGUUCUGUGACACACAAAGUAUCCCGCAAUGAGAGACAGAACUCUGCACUGUCAGUCAGGGCCAGAAGAGAAAAGCAGCACAGAAGUUUAGCAGUCAGCUGUAUUAGCAGGAAGAAGUGAAGGGAAGCACAAAGGUUUACAUAAAGCAGGGCAUGUAAUGGGGACAGACCAGAACUGGGGGCUGAUGCUGUGGGCUGGAGAGGGAAUCCAGCAGGAAUCAGAAGGUAAAUGGGAUUUUGGUUUUUGAAUGUGUCUUUCCUACCUGUACGGCAAAGCUGGGGGCUCUACUGAAGACAAGCCAUUCACAAGUGUCUGCUCUGUUAUACAUUAUCUGCCUGUUUCUGUGUUCUGUGGGCAGUACUUCUGUCUGUUAACCUGACAUGGAUUUCAGGCCCUGCCACUACCUUUGUAUCAGAGGGAAAUAAUGAUUUGAUUUUACAGGAUAACUCGACUUUAAGCAGACUUCUGAAGAAAAGGGGGGAUUUACACCUCGCCUCACGAUAGAAAUACUGCACUAAAAUCACAGCAGAACGAAUCAAAUCCUUUCCCACGUGAGGACAGGCACAGCACUGCCAACAGCCUGCACUGCCACACAGCACAGCGGGACUCAGCCACCCCAAUCAGCAACCAAAGCACGUCGUAUAUCGGAACUCUGAGAGAUCCCAGCAGAACAGUCAGAGCACCUCAAGAGUACAAGUCAGCUCCCAUUCAACUACAUUAAAGAAAUUCACAGCCCCUUAUCGGACUUUAAACUAUGGUAUCGCUGUAACAGCAAUCCUAAAGCCAAGCUGAACGUAGGCCUCGUGUUAAUUACGUGAUUAAUAGGAGAACACAGACUGUUUGGCGAUGCUGUUCCUCACCUGCAGGACAACAACUCUGUAUUUCUGUAGUCAUCUCUUCUGCCGGAAUUUUUGGUAUAUGGAUCUUUGCAUACAACUUUUAUUAAAGAACAUACAUGUACUCA
Molecule: messenger RNA, 3097 nt
Organism: Coturnix japonica (Japanese quail)
Lineage: Eukaryota; Metazoa; Chordata; Aves; Galliformes; Phasianidae
Gene: BEAN1
Product: brain expressed associated with NEDD4 1
Molecular function (GO): protein binding
Source: RefSeq, a predicted model, not a curated record